GCUUGUACAGGAAGUGAGUCUAGACAAAAACAAUACACAAACUCAAAGGUAAAUAGCUUUUCUCUGAACAUCGUAUGACCCAUUUAGACAACUCCUCUCCGUAGCCGAGGGUGAGGUUUUGUACAGCUAGGUCAACAUGGAGGCUGUUCCUAAAAUGCCGAUGAUAAGUCUCGAUCUGAAGAAAGCCGGGGACUUCAACAUCAGCCAUUCUGUGCGAGAGUUCAUUCGCAGCAACUACAGUGAGAGUCCUGAGGACUACAGCGAGCCCUUGAAAAGACUGGACCAGCUCAGACAGAGUGUUGGGAGUGUAGCGCGUGAUUUCGAGGGGUGCAGUGUGUUGCGUCGGUACCUUGGACAGCUCCACUUCCUGCAGAGCCGCGUUCCCAUGGCGAAGGGACAACAGGCGGCCGUCCCCGUCACCUGGACGGAUUCCUUCUCUGGUAAAGCGGUGAGCCAUAAUGACAUCCGCUAUGAGCAGGCCUGUGUGCUCUACAACCUGGGUGCUCUACACUCAGCUCUGGGGGCCACAGACAACAGGAUCUCAGAGGAGGGGAUGAAGGUGUCCUGUACCCAUUUCCAGUGUGCGGCGGGCUCCUUUGCCUACCUCAGAGAUCACUACAGUCACUCCUAUAGUUCAGACAUGUCCACCAGCACACUGUCUGUCUACAUCAACCUCAUGCUGGCUCAGGCUCAGGAGUGUCUGUUGGAGAAAUCUCUACUGGACAACCGCAAGAGUUUCCUCAUUGCACGCAUAUGUGCUCAGGUGUCUGAGUACUAUAAGCAGUGUGUGAAGGCCAUGGACGCGUCUGAGUCGGGGUGUGUGUUGGGCAAGAAGGAGAAGGAGUGUAGGAAGCUCAUCAGCAUGAAGAUCAGCUACUUCACCGCCAUCACACAGCUCCACAUGGGGAAACAAUCUGAAGAACAGCAGAAAUACGGGGAGGCGGUGGCGUAUCUCCAGAAUGCUCUGGACAAGCUCAAUGAAGCCAUCAAACUCAGCAAAGGCCAACCAGACAGCGUUCAGGAGGCUCUGAGGUUCAGCAUGGACGUCAUCGGGGGAAAGUUUAACUCUGCCAAGAAAGACAACGACUUCAUCUACCAUGAAACUGUGCCUGCCCUGGACACCCUCAACCCAGUCAAAGGUGCCUCCUUGGUGAAAGCGUUGCCUGUGGCUCCUACCGACCCCAGUGUGACCGGUCCAGACCUCUUCAGCAAGCUAGUGCCCAUGGCAGCACACGAGGCAUCCUCACUUUACAGUGAGGAGAAGGCCAAGCUGUUGAGAGAGGUGGUGGCCAAGGUGGAACACCAGGAUGAAGCGCUCGAGCAGUUCAUGGACUCCCUGUCUCUGGAGUGUGUGUCUGAUGCAGCUGUGUUUGGGGUGCUGCCCGAGACGCUGAUGGAGAAGUGUGCGGCCUUCAGCGUCAAGGACAACGCAGUGCAGAGCCUAGUCAAAGCCAUGCAGGAGCUGGCGGGUGUGAAUGCGGAGGUGGAGGAGAAGUUGGGGGAGGUGCGCGCCGUGCUGGCGGAGGAGGCUGCAGCCGAGAAGAGCCUGGGGGAGGUGCUGGGACAGAAAGCCACACCCACACCGGCUAACCCCGCUCCUCUGGAGGAGGUGGAGAGGGAGUUGCGUCGCUACGAGGAGGCCCACGCGGACGCCACACACACCAACACAGAGCUGCACACACACAUGAGCCAGCACCUCCCCAACCUGCGCCUCCUGCAGGGGCCCCUACAGACCCUCAGAGAUACACUACCCACACCCACACUGGCAGAAGAUGACAAUGUGUCUCUGCAGCAGCUGCAGAGGAUUCUGGGUAAGGUUAAUGAGAUGCGUGGCCAGCGCGCCUCAUUGGUGCAGCAGCUGCGUGACCUCAUACACAAGGAUGACAUCACCGGCGUCCUGGUCACCACUGAGCGUGCUCAGAUGAAGGUAGUGUUUGAGGAGCAGCUCCAGAAGUAUUCCCAGCUGCAGCUGUAUAUCCAGCAGAACCUGAGCGCUCAGGAGAACAUCCUCAAGGCCCUCACCGAGGCUAACGUCCGCUCAGCACCCGUACGCAAACACCUGCAGGACACACACACACAGUGGGAGAGUGUGGUGCAGGGUCUUCUCCUGUCCGCUGAGGCCUAUGAGGAGUUGCUACACAAGGCGGAGGAGGGGCGGGGCUUCUACCAAGGCCUUCUGGGUAAAGGACACGCCCUCCUGGAGAGAGCCAAUCAGACGAGCCGAGACCGAGAGCAGGAGAGGCUCCGCCUACUGGACAAGGCUGUAGGUGGCAGCACUGCCCCCAAACUCUCCUCUCAGAAGCCACUCCCCCUCUCUGACAGAGGCUCCUCCCCUUCCAGCCUUCCUGAUUCCCGAUUGGCCGGUGCCUCCCUGCCUAACCCCGCCCUGCUGCCCCGCGGUGGGGGCCCCUCUGGGCCCUUGUCCUGGCCCCCAGGGGUGCCACCUGCCCCCGCUGCCCGUCUGGAUGCCACCCUGGGGCAACAGCAGCGCUUUAAUACCCCUGGUGGUGCUGGUGGAUUACCCCAGAUGCCCCCACAGGCCAGGCUGCCUGCACCGAUGCACAAACACCCUGGGGGACCAGGUGGAGCUCCAUCUCCCCAGCCUCCAGGAGCAACAGCUGGCUCCACCCCCACCCCCACCCCUAUGCAGAUGCCACCGUUCAGAUACGCCCUACCUCCGCAGCCAUGGCAACAGGCUCCAGGCAACCUGCCUCGACACCCCACCAUGCCCGGCGGCGGCUACAUGCCCCCCGCCCCGCACCCCCACCCCCACAUGGGCCAGAACAUCCCCCCCAGACCCACAGGACAGGUGACACCGCCCCCACCACAUCUCGCCCCCCAGUACCCAGGCCCCCCACCCAGGGCCAACGCUCCACCUGCUGCCCCCCACCCUCAGGGCCCCAAUGCCCCUCACGUGCCCCUGGGCCCCCCCUUACAGCAGUACAUGCCACCCCCUACACACCACCACCACCACCAAGUGGGUUUGCCACCCCAUCUCAUGCCCUCCUUCCCUGGGCACGGCGGGCACCCUGGCAUGCCUCUGCACCCGGCUGCACCCCACCACCACCACCUCUACCAGCCCCCCAUGCCAGGCCAGAGCCCCGUGCCCCCCUCACCAGGCAUGCCGCCCCAGCAGGGGGCCACCACCGCCCCCCCACACAGGGUGCCCGCGCCUGGACCUGGGCCUGGGCACCAGCAACAGCAGCAGCCGGGUCUACAACCUCCUCUCUACCCCCCUCACCACCUCCAGCCUGGCAUGGCCUACAUGCCCCCCGCCGCCGGCCCCUCCCCCUCGCCGCAGGGUGGUUACCCCCCCCAAAUGCCCCCCUUUGGCUACCCGGGGGCCCCCCCUCCUCCUAGACCGGGGGGUAUGCCAAUGCAGGGGGGGGGCAUGAUGCCCAUGGUGCCCGGUGGUUACGGCCAUCCCCAGCCUCACAUGCAGCCGCACCCCAACUACAUGCCAACCCCCCCUGGGCCUGCACCACACCGCGCCAACGCCCCCCUGCCCGACCUCGAGCCGCCCCCCCACCUCCAGCAGCCUCUGGUGCCACAGCAAGUUGGCGCUCCGUCAUCGUCGGGGGCGACCGUCACCGCGGCGACCGGUCCCCAGCCAGGGUCUCUGCCCCCCAACAACAACACCGCCCCCCAACCCCCACCGCCACCGCCUGGGUCUCAGGAGCCCAGCCAGGGGCCCUUGGCUGCUACCGUGCCCGACGGAGGAGCACCCCAGCUGGGCAUGAUGGGGCCCACGGAGGGGUCCCUGCCUGGAGCUGGAGCUGGAGCUGGAGCUGGGCAGCCGGACGCACUACUACAGGCCAAGCUGGAGCAGCUCAGCCUUCAGCCACCAGGGGGUGCCAUUCAGCAACCUGCCGCCAGUCAACCCGGUCAGCCAAUCAACGGAGCCGCCCUCUCCUCCCUCCACCAAUUGGAGCAGAGGAACGGGGUGGAUCAGCCCGCCCCCGAGGGGCAUGCCACCAAGCACAUGGACAUCCUGAGUGACCUAGACCCUUUCUGGAGUCACCAAAAGAGUUGA
Molecule: messenger RNA, 4033 nt
Organism: Engraulis encrasicolus (European anchovy)
Lineage: Eukaryota; Metazoa; Chordata; Actinopteri; Clupeiformes; Engraulidae
Gene: ptpn23b
Product: protein tyrosine phosphatase, non-receptor type 23, b
Exons: 22
Coding region: 137-4033 (1298 amino acids)
Biological process (GO): endocytic recycling; protein transport to vacuole involved in ubiquitin-dependent protein catabolic process via the multivesicular body sorting pathway; early endosome to late endosome transport
Cellular component (GO): endosome
Molecular function (GO): protein binding
Source: RefSeq, a predicted model, not a curated record